This is a messenger RNA of Alnus glutinosa, 2224 nucleotides long. RefSeq names its product D-lactate dehydrogenase [cytochrome], mitochondrial. Gene Ontology annotation, biological process: lactate catabolic process. Gene Ontology annotation, molecular function: D-lactate dehydrogenase (cytochrome) activity; D-lactate dehydrogenase (NAD+) activity; FAD binding. Bases 214 to 1923 code for a protein of 569 amino acids. Gene Ontology annotation, cellular component: mitochondrion. The record is from RefSeq and is a predicted model, not a curated record. The transcript is spliced from 18 exons. Lineage: Eukaryota; Viridiplantae; Streptophyta; Magnoliopsida; Fagales; Betulaceae.
AAGUAAAAAAAGAGUAAUUUUUCCCAAGAACGUUUUUCAUCCAUUCUUGUUGAUCCCAAUCGGGUUGCUGAAGAGAGGACUUGUUUGCUCCCACAGUCCCACUAGAAUAGAUUAAUCAGGAUUCUGGAGAGAAAGCCAAAAAAGACUUGGGCAAAAACCAUUUUGCCAAACGAACUCUCUCUGUUCUUCUGGUUCUGGUGACAAAAACAAAAUAUGGCUUUCUCGUCCUGGUUUUCUCGUCUACGUUCCUCCUCAAAGGGCUUCGUUUACUCCAGUAUCCGAAGCUCACGUUUCCAGAAUCUUGAAACUCCAAAAGCACGGGUCACGACGCAUGUCUUCCACUCCAAUAGCUCAAGACUCAGAAACCCAUUCCUGUCCCUGCUUCCUGCGGCCCUUGCAGUCUCAGCUGGAGCACUUGCCCUUCAAUCCCAAUCAAACCCUUCAUUCUGCGACGCUUCUGAUACUAAUGCUAGAGGUGUCAGCUUUGGGGGCCAAGGUAGCACCGAGUUUGUGGUAAAGGGAUCGCACAAGGAACUUCCAAAAGAGCUUAUUGAUGAACUGAAGGCUAUAUGUCAAGAUGACAUUACUAUGGAUUAUGAUGAGAGGUAUAUCCAUGGAAAACCACAAAAUAGCUUUCACAAAGCAGUCAAUAUCCCUGAUGUGGUUGUUUUCCCAAGGUCUGAGGAAGAAGUUUCCAAGAUAGUCAAAUCAUGUGACAAGCAUAAGGUCCCAAUUGUACCAUAUGGUGGAGCUACAUCAAUUGAGGGUCACACCUUGUCUCCAAACGGAGGUGUUUGCAUUGACAUGUCAUUGAUGAAAACUGUUAAAGCAUUACAUAUUGACGACAUGGAUGUGGUUGUUGAGCCUGGGAUUGGAUGGAUGGAGCUUAAUGAAUACCUGGAGCCCCAUGGUCUAUUCUUUCCCCUUGAUCCAGGGCCUGGUGCGACCAUUGGGGGUAUGUGUGCUACACGUUGUUCGGGUUCUUUAGCUGUGAGGUAUGGAACCAUGCGUGAUAAUGUCAUUAAUCUCAAGGUGGUUCUUGCCAAUGGAGAUAUUGUUAAGACAGCAUCUCGUGCUCGAAAGAGUGCUGCAGGGUAUGAUCUGACCCGCCUGAUGAUUGGAAGUGAAGGAACUCUGGGUGUAAUAACAGAAGUCACUCUUCGACUUCAGAAAAUUCCUCAAUACUCAGUGGUUGCAAUGUGUAAUUUCCCUUCAGUUAAGGAUGCAGCAGAUGUUGCUAUAGCCACAAUGCUGUCUGGUAUACAGGUGUCAAGGGUAGAGCUAUUGGAUGAGGUUCAAGUGAGAGCUAUCAAUAUAGCUAAUGGAAAAAAUUUGCCUGAAAGUCCUACCUUAAUGUUUGAAUUUAUAGGCACAGAGGCAUAUUCACGUGAGCAAACACAAAUUGUUCAGAAGAUUGUUGCAGAGCACAAUGGCUCAGAUUUUGUAUUUGCAGAAGACCCUGAUGAUAAAAAGGAGCUUUGGAAGCUAAGGAAGGAGGCACUCUGGGCUUGCUUUGCAUUGGAACCUAAUUUUGAGGCAAUGAUAUCGGAUGUAUGCGUUCCUCUCUCGCGCCUUGCAGAUUUAAUAUCAAGGUCCAAACGAGAGCUCAAUGCAUCACCACUUGUCUGCACAGUUAUUGCUCAUGCUGGUGAUGGAAAUUUCCACACAGUGAUUCUGUUUGAUCCUAACAUAGAAGAACAUCGGCGGGAAGCAGAGAGACUUAACCAAUUUAUGGUCUAUACCGCAUUGUCAAUGGACGGAACAUGUACCGGUGAACAUGGUGUUGGUACAGGGAAAAUGAAGUAUCUUGAGAAAGAGCUGGGAAUGGAGGCUCUGAGGACCAUGAAAAGAAUAAAGGCUGCAUUAGAUCCCAACAAUAUUAUGAAUCCAGGAAAGCUCAUUCCUCCCCAUGUUUGUUUCUAAGAGCUUCCCCUUUUGAAUGUUGCACCUACUGGAGUGGUAUCUGCUUUGUAUUUGAGCUACUGCAUCAGGCCUUGCACAACAUAACUCCCUAUCCUCCUUCAAUGUCCGUUUGGUAUUGACAAAAGUAAAUUAAGAAUUGUAAUUUUGCACCCUUCAAUUUUCUCGAUUUACCCUUCUAUAUUUCUGGAGGAAAAAGUUUGAAGGAGAAAAUUUCAAGUUAAUAAAUAAACUAGUGGAGAUGUGGAACAAUUAAGUAAAGGAAAUUCCAUGGAAUGGUUAACCUACUUUAAAAGGCUUCAAA